CCCUGGCGGCUGUCCCCAGCACGGGAGAGCUCGGCCCGGACGCGGCCCGGGAGCUGAGGCGGACAUGGGCUCCGCGGAGGACCGUGCCUACCAGGCGCUCUGCGACUGCGCACACGGCUUCAUGGUCUCCCAGGUCGUCUUUGCUGCCUGCGAGCUGGGUGUGUUUGAUGUCCUCGCGGAGGCCCCGGGGCCCCUGGACGUGGGCGCAGUUGUCAUGCGGCUGGGCACCAGUUCCCAUGGGACAGAGCUGCUGCUGGACGCCUGCGUGUCGCUGAAGCUGCUGACGCUGGAAACAAGAUCGGGGAAAGCUUUCUACAGCAACACAGAGCUGGCCAGCACCUACCUCAGCAGCCCCAGCCCUAAGUCCCAGCGCCACAUGCUGCUGUACAUGGCCAGGACCACCUACCGCUGCUGGGGACACCUGGCUGAGGCCGUGAGAGAAGGCAAGAAUCAGUACCAGAAGGCUUUCGGCGUUCCCUCUCAUGACCUCUUUACCGCCAUCUACAGGUCUGAGGGUGAGCAGUUACAGUUCAUGCGAGGUCUUCAGGAGGUCUGGAGUAUCAGCGGGAGAAGUGUGAUGACGGCGUUUGACCUGUCGCCCUUCCCGCUCAUCUGUGACCUUGGAGGUGAGCGUCUAACCCUGAUGUCAGAGCUGUGGAGGAGAGCUUCUCCACGCUUGCUGAGAGUCCACGCUGUGUGUCCUCUUGUAGGAGGUUCCGGGGCUCUGGCCAAGGAAUGCAUCUCUGUGUAUCCAGAUGCGAAGGUCACCGUCUUUGACAUCCCAGAUGUGGUGCGGGUGGCCAAGACGCACUUUGACUUCCCAGAGGAGGGACGGAUUAGCUUUCAGGAAGGAGACUUCUUCCAGGACCGUCUCCCGGAGGCCGAUCUGUACAUCCUGGCCAGGGUCCUGCACGACUGGGCGGACGCAAAGUGCUUGGCGCUGCUGGCCCGCAUUCACCGCGUCUGCCGGCCAGGCGGUGGCGUCCUUGUGGUGGAAAGUGUCCUGGACGAGGACCGGCGCGGGCCCCGCACCACACUGCUCUUCUCCCUGAACAUGCUGCUGCAGACGGAGGGCCGGGAGCGGACCCCGGGCCAGUACCACACGCUUCUGGCUGCUGCUGGCUUCGGGGACUUCAGGUUGAGGAGGACGGGCAGCGUCUAUGAUGCCAUGUUGGCCCGCAAGUUGCUUCCCCUGGGGCCUGCAGCUAGUGUGAAGUCGCAGCAGUUGUAAUAAAGAGCAAAGUCUCCCGUGCUUCCCAGUCUUUUAUAGCAGAGCCACGCAGUAUUUCUGCAGACAAUACCCAUGGCUGCAAACUCUGUGGCUUUAUCUUUGGAAAUUGCUGGAUCACGGGGCGCUGAGCUCCUCGGUGGAUCCAUCAUGGGUGAGCUCCC
Messenger RNA from Chinchilla lanigera (long-tailed chinchilla), 1392 nucleotides. It is a transcript of the gene Asmt, whose product is annotated as acetylserotonin O-methyltransferase. NCBI's taxonomy places the organism in Eukaryota, Metazoa, Chordata, Mammalia, Rodentia, Chinchillidae. Gene Ontology annotation, molecular function: O-methyltransferase activity. The transcript has 8 exons. Bases 65 to 1231 code for a protein of 388 amino acids. The record is from RefSeq and is a predicted model, not a curated record.